UGUGAGGAGAGGGAGAAGAGACCAGGAGGAGUGGAGAACAGAACGGAGAACAUUCAUGCACACAGCUUUAAAUUGCCUUUCAGCAUAGACACGCGGAAUGCAAACGGCGAUGCUGGAUAUGAAAAGGGACAGAAAUGCCCUUACCGGUCGUUUCAGCAAUAAUAAUAUAGCACGCGCCCUUUAUAAAAGUAACUGAUAUCGCUUAAAAACAGGGAAAGGGAACGCGGGACAGAGCAGCGGCGAACUAUGCACUGAUGAUGAUUUCUGCCAGAAAAACUCCGGAGAAGAGUCGCUACCACCUACAUUAUCUGGUGUGGCAUAACAAACACCGGCAGCUGGAGAAAGAGCUCUCAGCGCGCGAGCAGGUUGAUUUAGAAGUGUUGGACCCACGGGGUCGGACUCCUUUGCACUUGGCCGUGACACUGGCUCAUUUAGAGUGCGCCAGUCUGUUAGUCCAGCAUGGAGCCGAUGUCAGCAGAGAAAACAGAAAUGGCUGGACAGUGUUGCAGGAGGCCAUCAGCACACGUAACCCAGAGAUGGUGCGGUUGGUGCUGCGUUACCGCGACCAUCAGCGCAACACUAAGAGACUGGCAGGGAUCCCGUGCCUGCUAGAGAGACUCCGACAGGCGCAGGACUUCUACGUGGAGAUGAAAUGGGAGUUUACGAGUUGGGUUCCGCUCGUGUCUCGUAUCUGUCCGAGUGACACAUAUCGGGUAUGGAAGAGCGGUCAGUGUUUGAGGGUGGACACAACGCUCAUGGGAUUUGAGCAAAUGACCUGGCAAAGAGGCAAUCGCAGCUUCAUAUUCAAGGGUCAAGACUCCAGCGCUAUGGUAAUGGAAGUGGAUCAUGACAGACAGCUGGUGUUUUGUGAGACGCUGCCGUGCCUCUCUUCAUCUCCCACCUCGCCCUCCAACAGGCCUUGCACAACUGCUUCGAACCUUCUGGGGGCGCUGCAACCCAGCGAAGAACAGGUGGCGGCCCGUCUAUCCACUCCCGUGGUGGCCACGCAGCUAGACACAAGGAACAUCUCCUUUGAGAGGAAUAAAACGGGCAUUCUUGGCUGGCGUAGUGAGAAAACGGAGGUGGUGAAUGGGUACGAAUCAAAGGUUUACUGUGCUUCUAAUGUUGAGCUUAUCACACGAACACGUACUGACCAUCUCACCGAGCAGCACAAAACAAAACCCAAAGGCGGCAAGACUCCUCUCCAAUCCUUCCUGGGUAUCGCUGAACAGCACGUAGGGCCUAACAACGGACACACUAUGGUGACUCAGAUAUCAUGCCCUGCAACGAACCCUUUGGCCGUGACGGCUGAGGAGUACUUUAAUCCCAACAUGAGUCAGAGAGACAUCGGCCAGCCCUGUCACCUCACCACCAAAACACAAAGGUUCAAAGCCAAGAUGUGGUUGUGUGAAUCACACCCUUUAUCUCUGUCGGAGCAGGUAGCUCCUAUCAUCGACCUCAUGGCCAUCUCCAACACACUGUUCGCCAAGCUUAGGGACUUCAUCAACUUACGCCUGCCUCCUGGCUUUCCUGUCAAGAUAGAAAUUCCUAUCUACCACAUCCUGAAUGCUCGGAUCACCUUUGGGAACCUGAAUGGUUGCGAAGAGGGUGGUUUGCCCCGAGUGGAUGCUGAAGGGGACGGACAGAAGGACAGUCCCAGGACGGAGACGCCAUCUCCGGGCAGUGACUCUUCCAGCGUGUCCAGCUCCAGCUCCACACACUCAUGUCGUGGAGGAGAGAUCCCACCUUGUGUGUUUGAGGCUCCGCGAGGCUACAGCAUUUUAGGAGGGAACCAGCGAGAGAACAUUAGAGAAGAGGAGGAUGAUCUGCUGCAGUACGCCAUCCAGCAGAGCCUGAUAGAGGCUGGAUCAGAAUAUGACCAGGUGACGAUCUGGGAGGCUUUGACCAACAGUAAACCAGGAACACACACUCUGUCCUGUGACCCCAGCCGGCACGAAAGAACCCCACAGCACAAACCCCACCCAGUGGAGAGCCCUCGCAGCACACCAACCAAUAAACCACCGCGCAGCUACGACGAGCAGCUGCGUCUAGCCAUGGCGCUGUCCGCCCGUGAACAGGAAGAGGCGGAGCUGCGUCAAAGACGAGAGGAAGAGGAGCUGCAGCGUAUCAUACAGCUGUCACUCAUGGAGAAGUGAUGGGGACUAGUGGGAACCGAGAGGUGGGAGAGAAUGUCUAGAGAUCUGGAACUUACUAUGAUUGGCCGCUCCCAAACGCCCCACUCUCUUCUUCCAAAGAACUGGAUAAAAUGGGCCACUCUCUGGUCCAGUCGUUCAGAAUCACAGAGAAAUCUCUGUCUUCACUGCAAGUUUACAAACACAAAGUACUAAACUCAUGGCAAGCCACUGACUGAUCAGCACCGGUCUGGUCUCCUAAUGUGUGACUGUGCAUUUACAACUGAGACAGUCCACGCUGCGUAUCUUGGCGUCCUUUCUAAAAGCCAUCAUCUGAGCACUCGCCCCGAGUUCUCACAGACUCACCCGUCGCUGUGAGUUCUGGGGGACUUUUGUCACUUUUAUCAGUUUUAUGUUUUGAACGUACAGAACUUUAGUUUGGUUGUUAAUACACUUCAGAUUCACUGCACUUGGAUUGAGGAGCCACGAUGUCUCCAAAAACAAAGAGAGAGGGCGCUUACACACAAGAGUUCAUGCUGCAACUCCAUCAGUCUUGAUGGGAAUGCUGCAUUCAAAAAAACGUAGACGAAAACCACAAAGAUUUGCAAAAGCGACACUUCCAUUAUACAGCCAAAGUUGUUUAAUAACCAUAGUUGGUGAAUGUCUUUGCGUUAAUCGCUGAACUUUGAGGAUCUCAGACAGGAGGGUCUAUGGCACAAUCCCGUCUGUACAUUUUUUCUAGUUUGUAAGUGCCCUAAAGUUACGGCCAGAACUUUUUAAUUAUUAACCAGACUGAUAAUUCAAACACUGGACAAAUUAUUGUACGUUAAUGGUACACUUGACAGUUAAUAAGAUAGAACAAAACAAGCCAUUUUCAGGUACAUGUAGUUUAUGACUAAAUGAUUUCUUUGAAUCUGAAUCAAAUGCACAUUGCAAUAUUCAUUAUUUGUGUCCUAAAUGCACUUUUCACAAAAACAACACAUUAUUCGCAUACUACAGUGUGUGUGCUCUACUUCAAAUGGUGCUAAGUUGAUCUUUCACAUCGGGUACGUUAAUCAGUGUAAUUGUCACGACAUGCACUCAUCCGUCGGUUCAAUCACUUUCUUUCCUGGCCUUCAUUUAGUGCUUCCUUCAACAUUACCAUCAGAGCUCAUGGUCUCAUGACUGGAACACCUGCGGUAGCUAAUCAAAAGUCUAAUUGUGCUUUCAUAAGGGGUGCCAGUUCUGGCAUAAAACAUGAAAGGAUGAAUCACACACACAGAGAUAAUGCCCUGAGCGAAGACGAAAGUUUUAUUGGAGAACCUUAAAAUAGAUCUUUCUCCUUAGUCAGAUUUAUUCUGGGCCUGAGUGACGUGCCCUCAGGGUUUGAUGUUAUCAAGUGAAUCCGAAAAACAAAUUAGGAAACAUGGCCAUACUCAACAUCUGAAAAGCUUCAACGUUAAAGCACAAGGGAUUGAGCGUCAGUUUUCAAAGGAAACGGAUCUGAUGAAGGUGUCUGGAGACCGAGCUCCUGAAAAAAACACUUAGGUUUGAUCUUAUGAUCGUGCGACUAGAGAAUGCGGAGUUCAGUCGUGAAGAGAUGCUUGAUAUGACUCAAUGUUUUAGUAAAGCAUAUUAUAAGAGCACUAUUUAUAUUUAACUUUAUUUUUUUCUUUGACAACUUGGUUGAUGCUGUGGUUGUGUGGAGUGCUGCUGUUGUGUUAGUAUGUGACUCAAAUCUAUUGUACACAUUUGUAACUUAAAGGCAUUCUGAAUAAAAGAUGAUAUCUAAAUUAA
Messenger RNA from Carassius gibelio (silver crucian carp), 3908 nucleotides. RefSeq names its product ankyrin repeat domain-containing protein 13B-like. Gene Ontology annotation, cellular component: cytoplasm. The coding region runs from base 255 to 2156 and encodes 633 amino acids. Gene Ontology annotation, molecular function: protein binding. The transcript has 15 exons. Lineage: Eukaryota; Metazoa; Chordata; Actinopteri; Cypriniformes; Cyprinidae. The record is from RefSeq and is a predicted model, not a curated record.